This is a messenger RNA of Jatropha curcas, 1143 nucleotides long. RefSeq names its product 60S ribosomal L18a-like protein. The record is from RefSeq and is a predicted model, not a curated record. Lineage: Eukaryota; Viridiplantae; Streptophyta; Magnoliopsida; Malpighiales; Euphorbiaceae.
AAUUCAUUUCCUUUUCAUAGCUAGAAGAAAAGAGGAAGGGACACAAGAGGAGUCAAUUUCGCGCAGCGUCUAGUGGAUUAAUGCCCAAACCAGACCUUUACUUGUCAUGUAAAACUCUCCUCUUUAUACUUCUUCUACGCUACAAAUAGCCUCUCUUUUGUAUCUCCUCUUUGAUCUGAACGGAAAAUCAUCCGAGAACGUUCAUAAUCCAGUCUCUAUUUUCCACAGGUAUUAAUGUUUUAAGGAUCAAUAAACAGUUGCCAAGUAAGAACUGCUGAAAAAGCCUGCCUUAUCAAGCACAAAUGGAUCAAAAUGUUGUUAUUGAGGACAAAGAGGUCUUAAGAAAUGGACUUGAGAUGGUGAAAUCAGCCUCUGAUAAGCACAUAGAUCUUCUCCGGCCAUCUGCACGAUACUAUUCAGCAUCUAAAGGGCAAGCCCUAGAUGCUGCAGACCGUGAAAAGGGCAAGUAUACACUUCUUAGAGAUCCUGAGGAAUUUCAAGUUGGGAUGUAUGACAAACCACUUCCAUGCUUUGGCUGUGGUGUAGGAUGGUUUUCUUUUCUUUUAGGAUUUGUGUUCCCAUUGAUGUGGUAUUAUGCCACAAUUCUUUACUUUGGAAAUUAUUACCGAAAGGAUCCUAGGGAGCGAGCAGGCCUGGCUGCAGCUGCCAUUGCUGCGAUGGCAUGUUCUGUUGUGUUGCUGGUUAUAGUAGCUUAUUGUAUGCUUUUUUAGCCUUGCACUCUUUUAGCCUGGCACUGGAAUUGCAAGUUUGCACUUAACAAGUAUAAGUCAAAACAAGACACACCCAGUUGGAAGAAAUUGCUCAUACGAUGUAGAUAAAAAAGUUCUAGCGGAAGAGGACAGAGAAAAUAUUAUUACAAGAUUGUUCCUCAACAAUUGGAUAUACCCUACAAUUCAGAAACAUAUACAAAAACUUGAAACUUCUUUUCCGUAGCUUUGGAGUACCUGUGGUCCUGUGAUAAUGGAGAACAUUGUUAAUUAGCAGAUGUAACACAAGUGUUAAUUAAUAUAGCAUUCUCAUUUGCGGCUUUGUUUAUAAGUGAGGAAAUCCCAUGCGGUGAUUUAUUAGGCUUGUUUGUCAACAUGGAAUGUACUUUUAUCUUUUAUGUAAAAUGUUAUUUCA